AUGCAGCUCUCUUCCCAGCAUGUUUCUCUUAGCUCCAUGCCGUUACUGGUGUUGCUGGUCUUGCUGAUGGCCGGCCGUGGCCAAUGCCACGAUGGACCAGAUCACGAGCUGCUUGCCGCAAUCAAACGGCAGAUGGACAGCAUUCCGGAACCGCCUGUGGACAUCACACAAAUUCGCAAGGACCUGCGCUGCACGUACUGCCAUGCCGUGGCCUCCACCUUCACUCGAGCGUUGGACGCGAAGACCAAGGCCUUGCCGCCAUCACGGCAUGGCCUCAAAGAGGAGGAGUGCUCCGCCUCAGGCCUCAUGACCCGAUGCUCCAGCGAUCCAAGCUGUGCAGGAUUCCCAAGGCAGGCAGGGGCUGUUCGGAUGCAGGUGGCUGCUGCUAGGACGUGGCGGGAAGGCGGAAUAACAGUCGAAACCGUGGAUCUGGCAACUGGCAACCCGGGUCCGCCCAGCGACAACCCCGGGUACAUCAAGGUGCUGGUGGAGGCGUGUGAGAAGCCUGUGCAGCCAGGGGACCUGGAGUCGCAGCACUUUGAGGCGCGCCACCUGAAAUGGCUUUGUGGGGACAUCUUGCAGACUCUGGGCGAAGAGGACGUUUGGGAGCUUUUCCAGAAGCACGCUGAAGUUCCUGCGGCGCGCCUUUGUUCGAGGAAGCUUCGCCUUUGCCCGAAAGAGAGCCCUCGAAGACGGAAUGCCAUGGGCGACCUCUGA
Molecule: messenger RNA, 717 nt
Organism: Symbiodinium necroappetens
Lineage: Eukaryota; Dinophyceae; Suessiales; Symbiodiniaceae
Source: the annotation of a GenBank genome assembly